AUGGAAAACAAGAAAUCAGCCUCGGAAAGGGACCGGGAGGAGGGUAAGGUCGACCCCCCGGCGACGGACAGACCUGUAAGACGACCGAAGCAACAUAACGUGAGUUAUGAAGUAAUCGAGAGAGAGAUGGAGGAAAGAGUAAUGGGCAGAAGUACGAAGACGGCACGUACACCCCCAAGAGUAGAGAGUCAAUUGAAGAGCAGUACAGAUACUUCGAACAGUGAAGAUGAGUCAGGAGAAGAGCUAGACAAAACAAUAAUAGAGAAGAGUGAGGAGAGUAAGGCAAGAGAAAAAAAAGAGCAUGUUUGGCUGUGCACAGAAGUAAUGGACUUGGAGAGAGAGACACCACAAAGAAUAAGGUCCUGGUCUAUUGACAGUGGCACUAUGAAAAGAAGAAGAGUAGAUUCAGAGGAAGAGGAACUGGAAAGAGAAGAAUCAUACAACGAACAGGCAAAGAUUGUUAAGAAAGGAAUAGAAAAUAUUAUGAAACUAAUCAAGACAUUGAAACAGAACGAAGAGCAGAAUACAAAGAGGGAGAUCAAGAAAGCUGUACAGUUGCUAGAAAGACAAGCGGACAUAUUGAACAGAAAGGACACAAAACAAUGGAUACAAGAAAUGGGAGAAGGGAAGGUGAAAUGCAAGAGAAAGGAAGUGAAGGAAAUGAGCACACAGACAGAAACAGAAGAAGAGAUAAGGGAAAGGUCACAGGAAAUGAUAGAAGAACAAGAGAUAAAUAGAGCCGUUACAUACGAAGAGUGGAAAAGGCUAGUAAAUAAGAAAUGGAAGAGAAGAUACUACAACAGAACAGCAGUAAAAGAAGGAAAUCCAUUGUGGCAGCAACAAGUUACGACUAGAGUAGUGGUCGUGGAACCUGAAGACGAGAAUAUGACUCGAAGUAUACAAAGCCAAUUUAAAAUGGCAUAUCCGGGUUUGGAAGAACUAAAUGAAAAAUACGAAGAAAUAGAGCGGACAACAAAGACGAAGAUAAGAGAAAAAGAAAUAGAAAGAAAUGAAAAAGUCAUAAAGCUAACGGUAGAGAAAACAGACCUAUCAGUAUGGGAAGUGAUGAGCGAAUUAAAAGAAAGGAAUAAAAAGGAGAAGAAGAUCGCAAUACAUCACAUCAGACAGAUGACCCUGAGCAACUUCAGAAAGAUGUUAGAGAUAGUGUUUAAAGGAACAGAUAUAGAAAUAGAACUGUAUACAACGCGAGCAAAAAUAGAAGAAGAAAAUGAGGAAAAGACACAAAAUGAAAGAAAGACAUACGCAAUAAUAGUAGAAAGACCGGGGAAAACUUAUGAAGAGACGGUGAGAGGAAUUAAGCAACAGCUCGAGGGUAAAAAGGGAAUAGAUAAAAUAGAGGGGAUAAGAAGUACACGGGAUGGAAAAGUUCUAAUUACAACGCAAAAAGACAAGGAAGCAGUAAUGGAUAUACAGAAAGCGCUGGGGGACGAGAAGGGACAAAAGGUAACGGAAAGAGGAGUCGGGGAGGGAAAAACGACUAAGACGAUCCACAUAAAAGGAUUAAUGCUAACAACGGAGAAGGAGGAGAUAGAAGAAGCGAUCAUUAGAGACACAAGUAUACGCGGAGAGUAUGAUGGCAGUAACGGUAGAGAUGACGGAGAGAGGGGCAAGGAAAUUGAUUAG
This is a messenger RNA of Onthophagus taurus, 1644 nucleotides long. Lineage: Eukaryota; Metazoa; Arthropoda; Insecta; Coleoptera; Scarabaeidae. The record is from RefSeq and is a predicted model, not a curated record.